This is a messenger RNA of Colletes gigas, 2229 nucleotides long. It is a transcript of the gene Non1, whose product is annotated as nucleolar GTP-binding protein 1. Gene Ontology annotation, biological process: ribosomal large subunit biogenesis. The record is from RefSeq and is a predicted model, not a curated record. Gene Ontology annotation, cellular component: nucleolus. The coding region runs from base 171 to 2093 and encodes 640 amino acids. The transcript is spliced from 8 exons. Gene Ontology annotation, molecular function: RNA binding; GTPase activity; GTP binding. Lineage: Eukaryota; Metazoa; Arthropoda; Insecta; Hymenoptera; Colletidae.
ACUGAUAUGCCAUUUUCCCAAGACCUAGCUUAGACCCUGGGGACGUAACAGACAUGUGCUUUCGUGCUUUACACUGUUAAAAAUUACGUUUGGAGUUAAAAAAAUAAACGUAGUCUGAUCUGACACCUCAUCAACGUGACAUUUUCAUUAUUUAAAGAAAAUACGUAACAAUGGGAUUAUACAAUUUCAAGAAAAUAGCGGUUGUCCCCACCGCGAAGGAAUUUAUCGAUAUAAUCUUGUCAAAGACCCAACGUAAAACUCCAACUGUUAUUCACAAGAAUUACAAAAUCACGAGGAUACGUGCUUUCUACUUGCGUAAAGUGAAAUACACACAGCAAAAUUUCCAUGAUAGAUUAUCACGAAUAAUACAAGAGUUUCCCAAGUUGAAUGACAUUCAUCCAUUUUAUGCCGAUCUAAUGAACGUUUUGUACGAUAAAGAUCAUUACAAAUUAGCUCUUGGUCAGAUAAAUAUAGCACGACAUUUAAUAGACAACGUAGCAAAAGAUUAUGUACGAUUGAUGAAAUAUGGAGACUCCUUGUAUCGGUGCAAGCAACUGAAAAAGGCUGCUCUGGGUCGUAUGGCCACAAUUAUGAAAAGGCAGGUUGCAAAUCUUGCAUAUUUGGAGCAGGUUCGCCAACAUUUGGCUCGUUUGCCUAGCAUAGAUCCUUACACACGUACCAUUAUAAUAUGCGGUUUUCCGAACGUUGGUAAAAGCAGCUUCAUGAAUAAGAUUACUCGUGCGGAUGUUGAAGUUCAACCAUAUGCGUUUACAACAAAGUCAUUGUAUGUUGGUCACAUGGAUUAUAAAUAUUUAAGAUGGCAAGUAGUCGACACACCCGGAAUUUUAGAUCAUCCUCUGGAAGAGAGAAAUGUCAUAGAAAUGCAGGCGAUAACAGCGCUCGCGCAUUUACGAGCGGCUGUACUUUAUUUUUGCGACGUGUCCGAGCAAUGUGGCCAUAAUCUGGAAGAACAAGUAAAAUUAUUUGAGUCCAUCAAACCUCUGUUUAUCAAUAAACCUUUAACGGUUGUGGCAAACAAGGUAGACGUGUUACGCGUAGAGGAACUUUCUCCCGAAAAACAAAAAAUUUUAAAGUCAUUGGAGGAGAAAGAUAUCCCUGUAUUAGAAAUGAGUACGAUCACAGAUUUCGGAGUAAUGGACGUUAAAAUACAGGCGUGCGAACGUCUGUUGAGUUUCCGUGUUGAUCAGAAGUUACGAACGAAGAAGGUAGAAGGACUGCUUAAUCGUUUACACGUUGCACAACCAGUGCCGAGGGACGAGAAAAUUCGUACACCGUGUAUACCGGAAAGUGUUUUGAAGAAGAGACUCGCUGCGGAAGAACAGGCAAAGAGAAAACGGAAACUGGAGCGUGAAAUAGAGGAAGAAAUGGGAGACGAUUACGUGCUUGAUUUGAAGAAGAAUUAUGACAUUGAGGGGGAUCAAAAAUAUGACAUCAUUCCAGAAAUUUGGGAGGGACAUAAUAUCGCUGAUUAUAUCGAUGUAGAUAUAUUUGAGAAAUUGAAUCAACUCGAGAGAGAAGAAAUGCUUCGAGAGGAGGCUGGCAUGUACGAUUACAAAGUACCCGAAUUAUCCGACACGAUGCGGGAGAUCGUGCAAUUAGCGAAACAGAUUCGGGAAAAGAAAGCAAUCAUGAAGGACGAAGCACGGGUUCAAAAGGCUUCUACGAAACCUGUGAUGCCCCGUACAGCUACGGCUAAGGUGCGGGAUAGGUCAGUGUCGAAACUGAAGAAACAAAUGGAAGAUCUUGGUAUCGAUAUGGAAGAAACCGUAAACGCACACUUCACCAAAACGAAAGGACGUUCGAGAUCGUUGUCGCAGCCUGCUAGGAAACGUAUGCGUAUGGAAUCCGUGUCUCAAUCGAGAGCUCGAAGUAGUUCAAGACCAGCUCGCGACGAUAUGGGUAUUAAAGAUGGCGUAAUGAAAACCAAAUUGAAGAACAUAGCGCACAAGGCUUUGAAGAAGAAGAUCGCGAGGAAGGGCAUGAAAGGAGAAGCGGAUCGGUUCAUCGGUACAAAAAUGCCGAAACACUUGUUCUCGGGAAAGAGGGGCGUCGGCAAAACGGACAGAAGAUAAUGGAUAUUUAUACGUUGUCACUUUGUCGAAGAUUUACAUCGAGUUCUCAUCAAGAUUCGUUUCUCGCCUGUCACGCGAAUAAAUUGAAGUUUCCUAUAAAUCGUUUUACCUCACAGUUAAAAAACACGAUUAGGUC